Molecule: messenger RNA, 2484 nt
Organism: Sycon ciliatum
Lineage: Eukaryota; Metazoa; Porifera; Calcarea; Leucosolenida; Sycettidae
Product: solute carrier family 15 member 4-like
Exons: 3
Coding region: 360-2183 (607 amino acids)
Biological process (GO): transmembrane transport
Cellular component (GO): membrane
Molecular function (GO): transmembrane transporter activity
Source: RefSeq, a predicted model, not a curated record
CCAAUCGUCCGCAAGCGUAGGCAAGGUCCUUGGCUUGAGCCGUUGAGGGCGAACCGACGCAUACAUGUACGUUAGUAUACGCCAUGGCCUUCAGACAAGCAAGCUGCUGGUCCGAAUCAGUUUCUCACACCUUUUACCGGCCGACUUCACAGACCUCGUCAAAAGGAUGGCUCUCCCUGCACAUCAUCAUGUGUAUGUCGCUGGUAGUUGAUCGAUUAUUGCUUUCUAGCUUUUUUGCUCUUGGUGUGUGUUGUUGUUGGUGCAACCACUUGGAAGGACACGCCUAACCUAGCACGGCCAGCGGUAGCAUCUUCCUUAGUUAUUACUAACGUAUUAGUGAUGUUCUGAGGCGAUUGGUCAUGGGUGGCAGACGAGAUACUUGCACCUUUGCCUCAAUUCAACGCUACGCGAAGACGAAUACGAUAGCCGAAUGCGAUGAAGAAUCGGACAAUGCUCGAGAUAUGGAUAUGUUGCAGCAUUCUGGAGCGCCGGCAUUAGCUCAGGGCGCGAUGGUUCGGAGACUUGUCGACCGCUGCUCCAUCGGCUGGUCGUCUGCCGUGUCGACUGUUCGACAGAGUUUUUCACCCGUCGUUCUACUGUUGAUUCUGGUUGUUCUCGACACCAUUGCGUUUACCGGCUUUGAGAACAAUCUCUGGGUAAUGCUUCAUGUCGAACUGCGCCUUGGACACGUGGAAGUAACUGAAGGAGCGAUACAUACCCUGCGGAUUGUUAGUGCCCUUGGGUCAUUCGUAGCUGGAGUGGUAGCUGAUCGAUGGUUUGGAAGUCUUCGGGUGGUCCAGUUUGGUAUCAUUUGUCGACUUGUGUCUGCUUUCCUCAUGAUGUGUGCAUCAUUUACUGUGCGUUCUGGGGCAGUGCGGGCUGGUGAUGCGCCUGCGUGGGUGGAAGCCUUCGUAUGCAUCGCUUUGCUGUUCGGAUGUGUCGGGAGAGCAGCUGGAAAUGGUGUUCUGCUUGUGUUGGGUGUGGAGCAGUACCGCAAGAAAGGUCGGGGGCCAAUGGAGGCAUCAGCGUUCUUUCCCCUGUUCCUCUGGUGGUAUGCAGCAGCUUCCAUCAUUUCAACGUUCACGUUGACAGUUGCGGUUGACAGUGUGAGCUACAGCAUGAUGCUGUCGCUAUGUACAGUGCUGUAUGCAUGGGAAUACCUCAUUCUUAUGUUCUUCAGGGAAAGGCUGGCUGUGGACCGGCCCGUCCCAGUGCAGUUGCGCUCAUUUGCCCGUGCUAUUCGGUUAAAGUUACCUUGCCGAGCAACGGCAAGAAUGCAACGUGAUGCAUCCCGAACCAAACCACCAUUUAACGAGCAUGUCCCUCUAGUGGAUAGCUUUGAUCAGUGCACUCGUACAAAGUAUAGCAUCAACGCUGGCCCUGCCAUGGAGGCUGAUGUUGCUGACGCGAUGACUGAAGGUGCCCGUUUGUUCAACAUCUUGCCAAUCCUGAUUGCUUGCUGCGUUCCAGCGGGAUUCAUUGACCUGCUUCUAUCUGCAUUUGUGGAUCAAGGUCAGCGAAUGAAGCAGCUAACUGCUUCCUUGGACUGCAACACGACUGGCACACCUCCAGGCACUCUGACGUAUGUAACACCCGUGAUGCUGUUGAUUGCAAUUCCGUUCCUGCACAAGGUGGUCUAUCGCAUGUGGCAGACCCUGGGUGGGAUCUGUUGCCGCUGGACACUACUCCGACGCAUCGGUCUUGGCAUGCUUAUCGCAAUAGCUUGCUGUCUGGUGGCUGUGCUGGUGGAAAUCCGUCGCCAGUCAUACCCGGUGGAUGGCUGGUCGAUGUGCGUCACACAACAUCACAAGUUUGUGCUACACGUGUCCGGGCUCAGCAUGGCGUGGCAACUGCCACAGUAUCUGCUCUACUCUCUUUCAUUCUGUCUUGUUUACCUCUCUGUUAUGGAGUUUACUUUUACUCAGUCAUCAAACCGACUGCGCAACACCUACAUGGGUGCGUUAAUUGCACUCAUCGGCUUGGGCCGUGGAAUCGCCAGGGUCAUGUUGUCGCAGACGUCAUCCAUGACUGGUAGGUGGGGAGACUAUGGGCAGAAAUUCAACAGGCUCCAGUUAUACUUCACCACAUUUGCCAGCCUGGCAUCAGUGUCGUUCUUCGUCUUUUUCAUCUUAGCCUGUAAGUUCAAACCGAAGCUGCAGAGUGCCAGAGCAACACUGGUGUAAGGAGUUGCAGUUUUGCAACUAUUUACUAUAGAAUGUAGUGCACAGUGCCUGUAGAAUUAUCAGCAGGCUAGUAUCCGAUGAUUGUGUGCAUAGCGUUAUGUGUUGUUUGCCCAUUGACACACUGCUGCUGAGCUACCAGUGUGAUCCACUGGUACGCUAUAAGACAUAUUGCGGAAAUACGGGCGCCUGAACCCUCACAGAUGUUGGGUACCGAUUUCCAGCUUCUUCAUCUCUUGUCUGAAUGUGCAAGACUCGUGCACACUAUUGUUUAACUAUGAUGUGCUAUCAUCCAUGAACCAAA